UAUUUAUUGUGCCAUGUUGGAGAAGAAAUAGAAAAUAUAUUCCAUAUUCAACCUACACAAUUCUGAAGCUAUUUGGUAUUUAAGGCAGGCAGGUUUUUCUUCAUUUCUGUGUCCGAAUCAGACUAGACAUUAAAAUUCGUUAAACUAUGGCUGCAAAACUUAAGAUCAUACAACGAGAAACCAUCAGACCGUCUUCUCCGACUCCCGACAACCUUAAAAUCCUUAACCUAUCACUUCUUGAUCAGCUCCUUCCGAAUACUUACACACCGCUUCUUCUCUUUUACCCUGCGAAUGAUGGCGAUGAUCACCAUAUAGAUCGUCACGAAAAACUUCAGAAGCUAAAGAAAUCGCUAUCCGAUACCUUAACACAUUUUUACCCGCUUGCGGGAAGACUCAAAGACCAUACAUCCAUAGAUUGUAAUGAUGAAGGAGCUGAAUUUAUCGAAGCUCGAAUCGAAUUUCCACUCUCAGAAUUUUUCAGAAAUCCUGACACACCGAUGCUGGACUGUUUAUUGCCUGCAGCUGCAGAAUCCCCUGAAGCAGCUGAUGGUAAUCUAUUAAUCGUCCAAGCUACUUUCUUCGACUGUAGCGGAUUAGCGGUUGGGAUUUGCGUUUCGCAUAAAAUGACUGAUGCAGCCACCUUAUCUACAUUCGCCCAAUGCUGGUCUGCAACCGCUCAUACCGUCUUGAGUAAGACGGUGACUCCUCCUAUGUUCAUGGGUUCAUCAAUUUUUCCACCUAUAGACAUUUCGAUCCCACAUAACCCGAUUGACAUGAAGCUAAAAAACUACAGGUCAAGAAGAUUUGUUUUCACUGGCUCAAAAAUCUCCGCCCUGAGAGCUAAACUCGCAAGCGAAACUGCGUUAGAACCGACCCGAGUGGAAGCUGUUGCGGCGCUAUUAUGGAAAACUGCAUUGGCCGCGUUAAGAUCAAGAUUGGGAUAUUCUAGGACAUCUAUUUGGGCUCUAAUGAUCAACAUGCGUUCCAGGCUCGUGCCGCCCCUGCCUAAACACUACGCAGGUAACUGUUUGGGGUACAUCGCUCCAAAAAUGAUGGAUGAAGAUCACUGCGAGUUAGAAUUAAAAGAUUUUUUUCGUAAAAUAAGAAAAGAAAUGGAAGGAUUUAGCGAAAAUUAUGCGAAGAAGCUGCAAGGGGAAGGAGCUUCGCAAAAAAUUUGCGGAUCCUAUAAGGAGUUCGGAGAGUUCGGAAUGAGUAACGGUGUAGACUUCUAUGUAUGCACAAGUUGGUGCAGAUUUGGACUGUAUGAUACUGAUUUUGGCUGGGGAAGGCCUGCAUGGGUUAGUACUACCACAGGGAUAAUGAGCAAUGUUAUAGUUUUUAUGGAUACAAGAGAUGGUGAUGGAAUUGAAGCACGGUUAAAUUUGAGAGAAGAAGAAGAUAUGGCAUUUUUUGAGUCUAGUCCUGAGAUUCUUGAAUUUGCUGCUGUAAAUCCUAGUAUUUCUUAGAAAUUUGACUUCUGUUUAUGUUUGUUUUGAACAAGUUUUUUACAUUUUUGAUAUGUUUCAUAUUUG
Mercurialis annua (annual mercury) is the source of this 1532-nucleotide messenger RNA. RefSeq names its product stemmadenine O-acetyltransferase-like. The record is from RefSeq and is a predicted model, not a curated record. Bases 147 to 1466 code for a protein of 439 amino acids. NCBI's taxonomy places the organism in Eukaryota, Viridiplantae, Streptophyta, Magnoliopsida, Malpighiales, Euphorbiaceae. The transcript has 2 exons.